UAACCGAAGCAACAAUCUUCUCAUCAUCCUCCCCUGCUUUCAAACAAAGAGCAUCAUCACCGUCUACAACAUUAACAAAUUCCAAAUGGUAGCCAUGAAUUGCAGGUCGUUCAACAGCUUCAUAAUCGUUGCCAGUACACUGGUUGUUUAUUUGAGCUGCGCUUCACGCCCAUCAGAAGCAGCCCGCCCACUCAAUCUCGAUGGGCCUAUAACCAAAGGAAUGGAGGUUUUCCUCUUUGAGGAAGGAAGCGUAAAGGGCCUCGGAGGGAUAAAAGCACACUCCGGCCCAAGCCCAGCCGAAGGGUACUCUCUGACCCUUGGGCUUGGAGGAAUCAAACACUCUGGGCCGGCUCCAGGUCAAGGGAACCGUCAUAUCGAUGGAGCUUCUCGCGUUGCGGUGCUAGGUGGGAUCAAGAACUCUGCAGGUUCUGUUUCGUGGUGUUCUCCGUUCAUCCAGUCCAUCAAACAUUCGGGUCCUGCUCCUGGCGGAGGGCAUUGAUUAAUGACUAAUGACUAAAAUUCUUGUUUAUCUAGCUAGUUAUUAAUUUGUUUCCAUUUGUGGUAGUUUAAUUUCUUCUUUUGUUUUGGAUUAUGCCUAUCUGGUUUUAUUCUUUAACCAUAUUUGUUUUGAGAAGUUAUUCUUUCAACCUAUUUUAUUCUCAUUGAAUAAUUUCCCCAUAUUUUUUCAUCUGCAAUUUCGUCUCACCAUUGUGUAAACUUUAUUGUGUUUCAUCUUACAUAUAUGGUUAAUUCUCGUAUGCAUGAAAAUCAUCGAAUUCUCUUAUUCACCACGACUCAAUGCUAGCGCCACACGACCAUUGCAUGGAAUCUAUAUAAAAGAGUUACAAGCAUAAUAUGCCUCUCUUCGUCCUAAGGGCUAAGCUCAUAUGAUACAAGAACUUAAAUGUAGUAUUGCGGGAAAGCCAUUGUCAUUUAUUGUGUCAAAAUAAAUAUUUGGUUAAGGA
Linum trigynum is the source of this 965-nucleotide messenger RNA. The record is from the annotation of a GenBank genome assembly. Lineage: Eukaryota; Viridiplantae; Streptophyta; Magnoliopsida; Malpighiales; Linaceae.